Messenger RNA from Phragmites australis (common reed), 2158 nucleotides. RefSeq names its product probable folate-biopterin transporter 2. The coding region runs from base 111 to 1739 and encodes 542 amino acids. The transcript has 5 exons. Lineage: Eukaryota; Viridiplantae; Streptophyta; Magnoliopsida; Poales; Poaceae. The record is from RefSeq and is a predicted model, not a curated record.
CGCCUAGUGUCAUCCCACCAACCUCUCACAGCAAGCAAUCGCUGCGACCUGCAUUCUUCUGCUCUCUCUAGAUCCCCCAGAAAACCAGUUGCUCCUCACGCGCUACCUAGAUGGUGCCCCGGGAGGAUGGGCCCCUCCAACUCCAAGAAGACGGCGGCGGCGGUGAAACCGAAGGCGGCAGCGGCAGCGGCGGCGGCGGCGGCGGCGGCGGCGGCGGCAAUGGUAAAUGCUGCGUCGCCUCCCCCUGCGGCUGGCUGCGGUGGCUGUCCCGCGAGCUGCACUGGAGCUUCGUGCUCGCUGUCGUCGCCGUCUACGGCUCCUGCCAGGGCAUCGGCAACGCCGUCGGCGGCGUCGCCGCGGGGUACUACUGGAAGGACGUGCAGCGCGUGCAGCCGUCCGCGGCCCAGUUCUACCAGGGCGUCACGGACGCGCCGUGGGUGGUCAAGCCCCUCUGGGGCCUGCUCACCGACGUCGUCCCCGUGGUUGGCUACCGCCGCCGUCCGUACUUCGUUCUUGCAGGUAUGAUUGGCGUGUCAUCUAUGCUGAUGCUGUCUCUGCACCGCGAAUUGGGGAUCAUCCCAGCAUUGCUGGCGCUGACGGCGCAGAGCGCAGGCGCUGCCAUAGCCGACGUGACGGUGGACGCCCUGGUUGCUCAGAACAGCAUCACGCACCCGCCCCUUGCUUCCGACAUGCAAAGCCUGUGUGGGUUUAGCUCCUCUGUCGGGGCAUUGCUUGGAUUUUCCAUAAGUGGCUUGCUUGUUCACUCAAUGGGCUCCCAGGGGGCUCUUGGCCUAUUGAGUAUCCCCUCUGCACUGGUGUUCUCAGCUGGGAUUCUGUUGAAGGAGAAACGUUCUACAGAUUUUUGUUACAAGCAGAUUCACAAGAAGUUCUACAAAGCAAUUCAGUCCAUGGGAACAACACUGAAGUGCCCUGAGGUCUGGCGGUCAUGUGUAUAUAUGUAUGCUUCUCUAAAUCUAAGCCUGGAUAUUCAAGGAGGAAUGUUCUACUGGUACACAGACCCAGUUGCUGGACCUGCAUUUUCUGAGGGAUUUAUUGGUCUCGUUUAUUCAAUUGGAUCGGUUGGUUCACUACUUGGAGUUUUACUGUACCAAAGCGCCCUAAAGGACUAUUCUUUCCGCAGCAUGCUUCUAUGGGGUCAAGUGAUGUCAAGUCUUGCUGGAAUGCUCGAUCUGGUAUUAGUAACCCGAGUAAACUUGAAACUUGGCAUACCAGAUUACUUCUUUGCGGUGAUUGAUAACGCCGUUUCUCAAAUGGUUGGUAGACUCAAAUGGUUGCCACUUCUUGUGCUUUGCUCCAAGCUUUGUCCCCCAGGCAUCGAAGGGACAUUUUAUGCACUGCUCAUGUCUAUACAAAAUGCCGGAUUGCUGAUGUCUGCUUGGUGGGGUGGCCUGCUGCUGCACAUGCUGAAUGUGACUCGAACAGAGUUCAGUAACCUAUGGGUUGUCAUCUUGAUUAGAAACAUCUCAAGGCUUCUUCCGUUGAUGCUAUUGUUUCUUGUUCCUCAAAGCGAUCAGAACUCAACACUCCUUCCUCCAGAGAUGCUUCAAGACAGCGAAUCUACAGAAACUGGGAAAUCAGGAUCACACAGCGUUGAUUUUUCUGUCCUCGUUGCAGAUGAUUCGAACUGUAUUUCUUCCGAUGUGGUGGUCGAGAAUGAACGAAUUAAAUUGUUUGGAGAUGAUGAUAUAGAACUGAUCCCGCUCGUGAACAAGAGUUGACCGGCCAGCAGAGUUUAUUCAUGAUGCGUAUAAUUCCACUUGCAUUCUGUUUCUACCCAGCAUCUCUUCAGUUACUGAUGUACGGUAAGUUACUUCUACCAAGAUCAGGUCAAGAAAAUGGAAUUGAAGGAUUUGAUAAUAAAAGUGGAAGUUACACUGUUAAAGAGGGCACUGUUAUAGAGGAGAUAUCAGUCGACAGUCAUGUGCAACAGUUGACUUGAGUUUAAGAGUUGGUUCGGCACUGCAGUUCUUCCCCCCCCCCCCCCCCCCCUUUUUCUCACUACAAAAUAAGCGCAUCAGAGUUCUUGUCGUAGAAAAAUCACUCUGUGAAAUGAUAGUGUUUGGAGUAGAAGCUAUUUGCUUGCCCCAUUACACAAACUGAAGCUGUAAUUAAGCAUUUGACAAAAAAAAUUCCCCAU